Molecule: messenger RNA, 3813 nt
Organism: Hippoglossus stenolepis (Pacific halibut)
Lineage: Eukaryota; Metazoa; Chordata; Actinopteri; Pleuronectiformes; Pleuronectidae
Gene: sema4d
Product: sema domain, immunoglobulin domain (Ig), transmembrane domain (TM) and short cytoplasmic domain, (semaphorin) 4D
Exons: 17
Coding region: 244-2982 (912 amino acids)
Biological process (GO): negative regulation of transcription by RNA polymerase II; positive regulation of cell migration; negative chemotaxis
Molecular function (GO): chemorepellent activity; semaphorin receptor binding
Source: RefSeq, a predicted model, not a curated record
UCACAGCCCGGAGAGGUUUGAAUCCACUCUGUGGCCCCAGUCGCCGCCAUGCUGAGCUGAGGGAGAGCGAACUCACCAGACCUCUGUCACGCUGCUGCUGCUGCAACACUCCACCUCCACAAACACCGGGACAAAGAGAGGAGCUAACCCCGCGGAUCUUCCCACUCAGAUUAUGAUCACUGUGUCGCAGGCCUUUCCUUCGACCGUUUCCAACUGUGUGAAGAAAAGUGAAAAGAAGUUUUAAUGUAUCAGUAUUCGCUCGCCGACGCCAUGACGGACAAAGGAAACUUUACCGUUCCGAAGUCAUCAGAGUCUAAUAUGGGAUUUGGCGUGCUGGGAGUGUUUCUGGGUCUGCUCCUGGAGGUCUCCACCCACGGACCCCACGCUGUGCCUCGAAUGUCCUGGAGACACCAAGAUUUAGAUCUGCUGGAGUUUUCGGAGCCCGGGAUCUACAACUACUCUACGUUGCUGCUGAGCGAGAAAAAGGAUGCGCUGUAUGUCGGAGCCAGGGAGGCCAUCUUCCAGCUCAGCAAGAAGAACGUGACAGUCAGGAACAACAAGGUUGAGUGGACAGUCGCAGAAAACCCCUUGUUGAUGUGCACGCUUAAAGGAAAAUCCAAAGAGAAGGAUUGUCUAAACUACAUUCGAGUUCUCCAAGUGGUAGACGACGAGCGGUUGUACGUCUGCGGCACGCACGCAUUUCAACCUCGGUGUGAUUACUUGAACCUCGCUGACUUCUCAUUGGACGGUCAGGCUGAAGAUGGCCGGGGACAAUGCUCCUUUGACCCGUCGCAGAGCUUCACCACCGUCAUGGUCGACGGAGUGCUGUACUCUGGCACGGCUUUUAACUUCUUAGGCAGCGAACCGAUUAUUUCCAGAUACUCUCCAGACCAGUCCCUGCUCCGAACGGAGUACUCCACGUCGUGGCUCAAUGAGCCCAGUUUUGUUCACGCAGACGUGAUCAGAGAAGGGAGGAACGAAGCAUAUGGCGAGGAUGACAAAAUCUACUACUUUUUCACCGAGGUGUCGGUGGAGUACGAAUUCUUUGGCAAGCUGCUCAUCCCCAGGGUGGCGCGCGUCUGUAAGGGCGACCUCGGGGGGCAGCGCACUCUGCAGAAGAAGUGGACGUCCUUUCUCAAAGCUAAGCUGGUGUGCUCCAUGCCCGAGCUCAACUUCGUCUUCAACGUAGUGCACGACGUCUUCAUCCUGAAGGAGUCCGACUGGAGGGACACGGUCAUCUACGCCGUCUUCACCUCCCAGUGGGGUAACGUGGGCCUGUCAGCUGUGUGCGCUUAUAACAUGACAGCUGUGGAGGACGUCUUCUCCAAGGGCAAGUACAUGCAGAAGGCCACAGUGGAGCAGAGUCACACCAAGUGGGUGCGCUACAAUGGCAUCACUCCUUCUCCACGUCCAGGAGCAUGCAUCAACAACUUAAUGCGACAGCAGAACAUCAGCAGCUCCCUCCACCUGCCGGACAAGACCCUUCAGUUUGUAAAGGACCACCCCCUGCUGGAGGACCCUGUCCUGCCCAUCGGCAACGGUCCUCGUCUCAUCACCAAAGACGUCAACUACACCCAGAUCGUCGUGGAGAGGGUCCGGGCGCUCGACGGGAACAUUUACGACGUCAUCUUUACCGCAACAGAUAAGGGCAUCUUGCAUAAGUCGGUGGUGUACGACGGAGACGUUCACAUGGUGGAGGAGAUCCAGCUUCUAAAGAACCCGGAGCCCAUCAAGAACUUACUGCUGUCAUCUGAGACACGAUCCCUGUACGCCGGUUCGGACUCGGGCGUGGUCCAGUCACCCACAGCGUUCUGUGGCAGGUAUCCGUCCUGUGAUGGCUGCAUCCUGGCACGAGACCCGUACUGCGCCUGGGACCGCCGCACCGCCGCCUGCGUCAACAUCUUAGAUGCUCCCAGCCCACAGCACGGGAAGCUGAUCCAGAGCCUGAAUGGUGACGCAGACAAGUGUCCUUCAGCGUCAGGUCUGUCGCUGAAGGACUACCAGCAAGUGAAGGUGAAACCGGGGAGCUCUGUCGAGCUGCUCUGCCUGGUACACUCCAACCUGGCCCAUGUGAUGUGGAAAUCCAACAGCUCGGUUCUCACCGAGGCCUCUCGCUUUCACCUCAUAGGUGAAAAUGGUCUCCUCAUUUACAGCGUGGCACCAGAGGAUCAAGGUCACUACGAGUGCUGGUCCGUGGAAUGGGCCGCCGCUGCCGGGAAGAACUUCAGUCGCCUCCUGGCUGGAUACGUCCUCACUCUGGAUCUCCCGACCAGAGCCCCACACCAGGCGGGCCACCGCACCACCACCCUCGGCAGCCACGAGACACCUAGCACCGCUGAAGGUAAUGAUGAGACAGACAAAGCCCCACUAACUUCAGCCCUCGCCCCCCCCACCUUCCCAGCCUCUGCCCUCUUCACCUCCCCGCCCCAAACUGACUCGUCACUAACCCCGCCCCCUAGCAGCACAAUCAAGCUCCAGCCAAAGUUGGAAGCUCUUCCAUCAAGCUCCAACAGCGCCCGCCCUGACAACCGGGACCCAGCGGCCGAGUAUCUGCAGCACAACAACAGCAUUGCCCUCCUCUUUCUCUUCCUCCUGUUUUUCCUCCUCUUCCUGGCUGCGCUGGCCUACAACUGCUACAUGCAGUACCUUCCAGCUCCCUGCCUGCGUAUGCGAGCUGCUCUGCUGGGCAGCCACAAGAGCGCCACUCAGCCCGAGUAUCGCACCUGUGAAGCAGGUCUGAUGGAAGCGUCCGCGACGGACAAAAUUCACAUGACGGAGCAGCCGACGCAGAACGGCAGCCAAACCACACAACACCUGCGGGCGCUCCGCGACACAGGGUAUGAGACCGAGCCAGAGUCCGGCAACGGUCGGAUCCCCUCCCACAACUUCGGAGAGGACAGCCCGUCGCAGGAGAAACCCUUUGACGUGGACUGUGAAUCUCAGCCCAUCCAGUUUGCAGACGCAGAUGAACCUUACUGCUAAGCAGACGCCUGCUCUAGUUUCUCUCGGCAUCGAGAGGAGUUACAGGGGGUCACGUUCUUGCUGCAUCUUCCCACUGCUCACAAGUCUUAAGUGUUGUCCUCUAUAUGGAAGCAUGUUCAGUCAGUGUACAGCAUUGGAUGACGUUUUAUCAUUACAAGGCUUAAGGCGGGCGCCCCACUUGUGCAGAUUUACCUCCUGCUGUCUGACUUAGAGCUUUUUCUGAUAAAGUACAACUGUGCCCAUUGAAGCUGCACCAUCUCAGCUAAGUCCAGCGAGUGAAGCUAUUUCUUAAAUUCCAAACUGGAAACAUUCUUUACCAAAUUGGUAAGUUACUGUGAUGUUUUCCAAAUUGGAAUCGUUUUUUUAUUUGGUACAGCCUGGGUGAGAAAAAAAUCUCUUAAAGCUUUUGCAUUUUUUUUUUUCUUCAAAGCAAAGCGUUGGCUGUUGAACUUGGGUAAAUGCUUCACCGUUACAGUGUUUUCUCAGGGAAGAUUUUCUCGGUACUUUGCAGCCUUGCUUCGUUGUACAGUGUUGCCGUCUGCAGAGCGCCUUAUCUCACCCGUCGAGGCGGCGAAGUCGAGUUCGAAACAUCAGAAAAAGAGAAAAACAUGGAUUAAAUCAAACCACUGUCUUGUUUGGACUCAUCCUGCGCAACAAUCUGGAGUCUCUGUAUUUAAUUUCUUUUCCCUCCCUGUGAAGUAGACAUUCCUACGUGGAUACAACUCCUGACAGUCCUGUGUAUUAACCUCUACUAGUCAUCUGCCCUCAUGUGGUUUGUUAAUAACGUAAAUAUGAUUUAUGAUGAUAUCAACCGUCAGUGGUUCUUUCCUC